This is a messenger RNA of Ambispora leptoticha, 1953 nucleotides long. The record is from the annotation of a GenBank genome assembly. NCBI's taxonomy places the organism in Eukaryota, Fungi, Glomeromycota, Glomeromycetes, Archaeosporales, Ambisporaceae.
AUGUCCGCGCGAACUUUACGUGCAAUUAAGCUAUUGCUCGGACCAAAAUUUCACGUGGACACAAACAAAGCUUUAACAGCAAUCCUAUUUUUGAGGAAUGGUAAUGGAAAUGGAAUAACGCGUCGUAAUAGUUUAGAUUCAACAAGUAAAUGGCACUACACAACCGAAGUCUUACCAAAAGACAACGUUAAUGCUGCCGUCACCGCUGUCCCUCUACCGAUUUUUAACUCACCAACUAAACAAAUUACUACUACUGGUGCUUCCCCAUCUCUUGAUGGUACGUCCGUUGAUACCGUUUCCUCCCCUGCGAAAGAAGUUGAUCUUGCGAUAGUCGAAAUGAACAAAGAACUCUUAAGAUUGACGAAAUGGGGGAAUUUGGGAGAGAUAUAUAAUCAUUGCCAAGAUAUGAAAAAUCGAGGGAUAAAACCAAAUACGAAGACUUAUAAUCUUUUACUUCAAGUAUAUCACCGUGAGGGUUUAUUCAACGAAUGUAUACAAUUACUCCAUGAAAUGAUUAAUCAUGGGAUUCCACCUGAUUUGGAAACUUUUGAUUACGUGUUAUUGUCUACAUCCUUUGAACUAACAGGCAUAUAUCGUGAAUAUGUAUGGAGCCUCCUUGAAAAACACGAUCUAAGACCGUCUUCUCUUACUUAUGAACAUUACCUUGAAAGCUUCUUAAUUGUAGAAGAAUUGGAACAUGCUAUUGAUGUUCUCGAUGAAUUACUUGAAAAAAAGAUUUUUCCCACCGCUAGAACUUUUUGGCAAGUUACAAAGUUAGCAAUUGCAUUAAAUGAAGUUGAUUUGGCAUUCGAUACAUUGCUUAAAUUUGAAAAACAAUACCCACAUGUAUUGCCAACAAUAUAUAUGGAAACUUUGAGAUGUGCUUCAAUUCAUUUUCAUCUUGAAGGUAUUCUUCAUUGUUGGAAAAAAAUAGUAGACGAUGCUAAAAUGGUCCCCGAUCAAGGAAUAUGCCUCAACAUUAUUAAUUCGGCAGCUAGAUUUGGAAACCCUGAUUUAGCCAAAAGAGUCAUCAAAUUACUUGUAGCAAACCGAGUUAAAAUUGAAGAACAACAUUUUGCCGCGCUUUUGGCGUCAUAUGUUGUUGCCGGUGAUUUGAAACGUGCUUUCAACGUGUUAGAACUGGCACGCGCCUCUGGGGCUGAACCAGACUAUGUGACAGCGUUGCCAAUUACCGAUCUCAUCAAAACCGAUGUCGAAAAAAUCGACGAUGCAUAUUAUACUCUAGAGGAGCUUCAUUCAAAAGGUAGAAAAGUAGAUGUAUCAGCCUUGAAUGCAAUAAUUAGAGCUUGUCGCUUUGUCAUCUACAACAAAGAGACUGGCUUGCGCGAAGCUGAUAUACACAGAGCAGUAGAGACUUAUAAUCAAGCCGAAAAACUUGAUAUAACACCAAACGUUCAAACCUUUGAAAUGCUUAUUGAGUGUUGCCUUUCUAUAAAACAUCGACUUCUCGGUCAACAAUUCAUGGAAGAAAUGCGUAGUCAAGGUAUUAGUCCUACACCUAAAAUAUACGCUAACAUGAUUCAACUAGUGUGCACCGACACAGAUUACGAGGAUGCAUUCGCUUUACUCGAAGAAAUGAAAUCGCGCGAUAUUUUACCGCCAAGAACUGCUUACGAAGCAAUUGUUAGAAAAUGUGCAUUACAUCGGGAUCCCAGAGCCAAUAUUGCUUUGGAGGAGAUGCAAACUGUUGGUUACGCAACCUCGACAACUCUAAUUAAUUUUGUCAGAACAGGAAUCAUCCCAAAUACAAAUGUUUUAAAUUAUAUGAGGAAAGAAACAGCAGCAUUCGAGGGUAGAAAUCGAAAACCCAAUAUGUCCGCGGAUCCGGAGUUAGACAUGCUUCAAGCAGCGCUUGAUAAUUUGGACGGAGAUAAUUCCAAUUUUAAUAUUCCAAAUCUCAAUCAACAAGACAAUUAUAAUUCUAAUAAUUAA